GAGAGACCUAAAGAGGAGCUCCCAUCUCCGUUAGGAACCUUCCGGACCAUCCCCCGAAGCAAGACCUUGUUGGAAACUGCAGGGUUCCUUCUGCCUUUUGGCUUUGUUUCGUUUCUUUGGGGAAGGCGCCCUUAUCUUGGCCCUUCAGGCCUGGAAAUAACUCCUUUCCGUGGCUGGGUCGUGGUUUAGGGCCCAGCCUGUGCCUACAGACAUGUACCCGAGUUUACCCAUGUCGGCCAACCACGGUGCAUCGGGGUACGAAGGGGCCAGCGGUUUUCUACCCGGGGCGACCGGCGGUUCCCCCGUCUACAUUCCCACCACGAGGGUCCCCACCAUGAACUUGACCUACCUCCAAGGGAGCAGCUCAUCCCAACAAGGCAGCCCCAUCUCAAGCCACUCCAUCUGGACUCAACCCGGGGCCGAGAGCAUGGCGUACAACCCGGGGACCGCUCACCCGUCGGUGUCCCCGAGGUUUUCCUUCGCAACCGCCAGCCCCAUCCCGGCCACCACCUCCAGAGAGGUGGCCGCGUACAGCAGCUCUCUCAGCAUUUCGGCCAAUGGCAGGGAACAGUAUGCCCGGGGGUUUAACGGGUCCUAUUCUGGCCCCUACCCGGCGACCUAUAUGAGCCCAGAGUUGGGCACGUCCUGGGCUUCGGCUCCCUUCGACAGCUCCAUGCUCCACAAUCUCCCAAAUCGAGGAAACACCGGAGUUGCAAGACACAGCAACCUAGAGUUCUUUGACGACUACACUGAAGGCCGGGAAUGUGUCAACUGCGGGGCCAUGUCUACCCCGCUGUGGCGGAGAGACGGCACCGGUCACUACCUGUGCAAUGCCUGCGGGCUCUACCACAAGAUGAACGGCAUCAACCGCCCACUCAUCAAGCCCCAGAGGAGGCUGUCGGCUACCCGUCGGAUCGGCCUCUCGUGCGCCAACUGCCAAACUUCUACGACAACACUGUGGCGCAGGAAUGCCGAAGGCGAGCCGGUCUGCAACGCCUGCGGUUUAUACAUGAAGCUCCACAGGGUCCCGAGGCCCUUAGCAAUGAGAAAAGAAGGGAUCCAAACCAGGAAGCGUAAGCCAAAGAUCUUAAACAAAUCCAAGUUUCUUGCAGGAUCAGCCAGUAACGGAAGCCUUACCUCAGCCAUUAGCUCGGCCACCACCAGCACCACCACCAGCAGCAACGGCAGCAGCAGCACUGCUGCCCCCGGUGAAAUGCGCCCCAUCAAGACAGAACCGGAGAGCUCAUCUCAGUACGGGCACCUGAGCCCUGUUCCUCAGGCAUUCUCAAUCGCCGCGAUGGCUGGGCACACACCUACUCUUCACUCCGCCAUGUCGGCCAUGAAAAUUUCCCCGCAGGCUUACCCGUCAACCAUCAGCCAGUCUCCCCAGUCUGGCUCCAGGCAAGAGCACUGGAACGGCAUGGUGUUGGGGGAAAGCAACGGAGAUAUCAUAUCAUAAACGUCUUCCACCCUCCGCGAGGCUCGUUGGGCCCAGGAUACAAAGACAGCUUGCCACAAUCCCAACGAAGCCAGGUGGUUCCCCUGGGUUUUCUUUUUGCUUAUUUCUCCGCCUUCUUUCUUGACGGCGUCGAUGCCGGUCGUAGCAGAACCAUUCUAAAUCGAGCUUUGGAGGUCGCUUUUCUGAAGGCAACACUGUCCAACACCUCUGGAUCCACCUCCGGGAAGCCUCCGCCAAGCUGGGCACAACCCUACACAUGUUGAGAUUUUUUUUUAA
Messenger RNA from Elgaria multicarinata webbii, 1735 nucleotides. RefSeq names its product GATA binding protein 4 (gene GATA4). Gene Ontology annotation, molecular function: RNA polymerase II cis-regulatory region sequence-specific DNA binding; DNA-binding transcription factor activity, RNA polymerase II-specific; zinc ion binding. NCBI's taxonomy places the organism in Eukaryota, Metazoa, Chordata, Lepidosauria, Squamata, Anguidae. The record is from RefSeq and is a predicted model, not a curated record. Bases 212 to 1459 code for a protein of 415 amino acids. Gene Ontology annotation, biological process: negative regulation of transcription by RNA polymerase II; cell fate commitment; positive regulation of transcription by RNA polymerase II. Gene Ontology annotation, cellular component: nucleus. The transcript has 6 exons.